AUGUUCCAUUGGCUUUUACUGUGUGUAACUGUUGGUUUGGUAAGGUUUUCUUUGGCAUUUUUACUUUACAAAGCGAUAAAUGGCAAGAACUUUCUUUACAAAACUAGAAAUAGCAAGAACUUUCUUCGUAAAACGAAAAAAGGCAAGAACUUUCUUUACAAACAAAAAAGUAGCAAGAACUUUCUUUACGGAACAAGAAAUGGCAAGAACUUUCUUUACAAAACAUAAAAUUGCAAGAACUUUUUUUACAAAACAAAAAAUGGCAGGAACUUUCUUUACAGAACAAAAAAUUGCAAAAACUUUCUUUACAAAGCUUAAAAUGGCAAGAACUUUCUUUAAGAGUUUCAGAACGAUAAAAUUUUGUUUUUUAAGCAAUUUUCAAUCAUUUUCAAAAUCUAAUAAAAUUUGUGACAUUUCGUCAAAAAUCAAUAAAUUUUUUGACACUUCGUUAAACUUUGUAUUUUGACUUUUUUGAAUUAGAAAUGACAUUUUUAACUGAAAUUUUGCUUUUCAAACAAAAAAUAGCAAAAACUUCCUUUACAAACUAACAAACAGAUAUCAUUCGUAUAACAUGUCACCCGCAGCUUGCCUAACAUAAUAUAAUCUUUUCUCUAUUCCAGCUGCUCCAUCCUGGCUCAUCAGCAUGUACGGACGAAAACCAGCCUUCGAACUCAAUUCAAGGCUGUACCUGGGACAAGACCACGUCCAAGAAGGGCUGUGUGGUCUACAAACUCAACUGUACUGAUAGUACUAUCGACGCGGGCUGCCUUCUACAGCCUUUGUCCGGACCGUGCUCGGCCAAGUCCACCAAGUACUACUAUGAUACGAAGAAUGGCAAAUGUUCCCCAUUCAUCUACGGUGGUUGUAGUGGUAAUGACAACAACUUUGACAGUCUAGCCGACUGUCAGGACGUCUGUAUUAGCGGAAAGGCUAGGAAGAAGACUGACUCGCUAGUCUUGGCAUCUUCAUCUAGUCUGAACUGUACUGGUGUUAAUGAAGAGGCUAUUGUUUGCGGUGCUUGUGAUCAGUACUGUGAUAGUACGAAGAGUCAGACGUGCUCGCUGUUGUGUCGCGAGACUGAGUGUGGAUGUAAAACUGGAUAUCUAAGGGAUAAUGAUGGUAAAUGUGUUGCUCAAAGCAACUGUAAUGCUGAUGGAAGCUCUAAGAGUAGUGAUAGUGGGACUACGGUAGGGUCAAGCCGGUUUACGGUGGGAUCAAGUGAUGUUACGGUAGGGUCAAGUGGGAUAAGUGGAUCAAUAUCAUUGACAACACUAAUUCAACAACAAAUUGACUUACUACAGUCUUCCACGUCUACUACAGAGGCUACUACUACUACUGUACCUACUACAACAAUCACUCCUAGUACUACAACAACCACCCCCAGUACUAUCACAACUACCCCUAGUACCACUACAACCACUCCUACUACUACAACAACCCACCGUACCACUACCCCAACUACAACCCACAGUACCACCCCCAUCACAACUACAGUACCCCUUACUACCAUCUUUACCACCCCUACCGUACUAUCGUCUACAAUACCUCAUGUAAACCCAUGUGAUGUGAUAACAUGUCCAAGUUAUGCUACUUGUAAUGCGAGUGCAUGUGUACCAGAAGCCGGAAACAAGUGUGGUACACUCAAGUUGGCAUUACCGCCAACCGGCUGUAGUUACAAUUAUACGCAGCUGAGUGGAGGGUGUGAACAACCUGUCAUGGUUUGUAGUGGUAAGGAGUUUUUAUGUCAUUUUAUGAGUUGGAAUGAAAGUUUUUGCCAUUUCAAAGCGUGUAAAUAAAGUACUUGCAAUUUUACAGACUGUAAAGAAAGUUCUUGCUUUUUUGUUUUGCAAACAAAGUUUUUGUCAUUUGUAUGCUAUUUUUUUGAUUUAAAAGCAAAAUUGCAAUUAAAAAUGUCAUUUUUGAUUUAAAAAAAGCUAAGUGUAAAAUUAAACGGAAUGUCAAAAAAAUAUUGAUUUUUGACGAAAUGUCACAAAUUUUAUUGGAUUUUGGAAAUUAUUAAAAAUUGUUUUAAAAACAUUAUUAUUUAAAUUUUAAUUUUUGGAAACAAAGUUCUUGCCAUUUUUUGUUUUGUAAAGUAAGUUUUUGCAAUUUUUUGUUUUGUAAAGAAAGUUUUUGCCAUUUUUUGUUUUGUAAAGAAAUUUAUUGCCAGUUUUUGCAAAAUUAAAGAACUUUGCUUUUUUAGACCUAAAAUGUGGCCAAAACGAAGAAGUGAAGCCAUGUGGAGCCUGUGACGCUACUUGUGGUGCACCCGUCUGUAAAACGGCCCCAACCUGCGCGGCCAAAGAGUGUGGUUGUUUACGAGGCUAUGUUCGCAACCCUCGUGGUCAGUGCGUCCAGAAGAGUGCUUGUCCCAAGAAGAAAAAGACCAAACAGUAA
Messenger RNA from Bursaphelenchus okinawaensis, 2397 nucleotides. Lineage: Eukaryota; Metazoa; Nematoda; Chromadorea; Rhabditida; Aphelenchoididae. The record is from the annotation of a GenBank genome assembly.